GUCACGAGGCCCACGCCCUUCCCUUCUUUCUACGCUUCCCGACAGGCUCCCGCUGCCCGAACCGGGAAACAAGGAGGAAUAGUCUCGCGUUUCAAAUUUCGCAGACCUGCUGGCCGAUCUUGAGCCUUCUGAAAGAGGAAGGCGAACAAAGCAAAAAAGCUAAACGCUCCUAGGACCGCAACCCACACACAGAUCACUGCUGAGGUCCAAGCGCCCUUCAAUCGGCCCGCGAAUGCAGAGGAUUACGGGGAAGGAAUUCAACGAAUCAGUGCUGAGGUGCCGCCGCCAUGAUUACUAAGGGCGGAAAUUUGAGAGAAAGCUUCGCGCCGGUAGAAAAACUGACGAGCAACCGAGCGGAAUUGGAAAGGUUGGCGAUAGUCGUUAAGUGGCUCGGCCUUGCCCUCAGUUAAAAUGGCAAUUUUAGUUGCUUCACUGUUAACGGAAUAGGCGGGGCGCCAAGGAGGCUUCCUGCGUGGGGCCGCAGGGCGAGUCGGGAAACUAUUUUAAACUCUAGAGGCGGUGGAGGGCCGAAUUGCCGUUUCUCCAUGGCGUAAUUUCAGAGCUGGCCUGGGCUCUGACAGGCUCAUCCGGAGUGGGACGGGUUGGGACGCACUGUCCUUUUGCCCUUCUCCCUCCGCGAGCAGAAGCUGACUCCGCUGGAGCGAGGGUCGCUGAGCUGGGUGAGCGGAAAUGUCCCUCCCAGAGUGAAGUCGUAAGGCCCGCCCCGCGUCUGAGGGAGCGGAGGUCUUCCUGGGGGAUUUCAGUCUCGACAUGGUUUUGUAGCCGGACUUUGAAGAAUGAUUCGUGAAUCCCGAAUGGGUGACAGCGUCAUUACGGCAUUUUAUUGACACACCAUGGAUUCUUAUGAUGUAUCAGAAUCAACUCCUAGACAAAGUACAUCCUCAAGGCCUGAAGAUUACUUUAUAAGUGCCACUUUCCUGCAGAAACGAUUAGAAUCAGUUAGGAAGCAGACUUCAUUUAUCCCGCCUUCACCUCGAAGGAAAAUUCCCCAUUGUUCACAGUUACAGGAAGAUGUUGACCCUCAAAAGGUUGCAUUCCUUCUGCAUAAACAGUGGACUUUAUAUAGUUUAACUCCCUUAUAUAAAUUCUCCUAUAGUAGUAUCAAAGAGUAUUCUAGACUUCUGAAUGCUUUUAUUGUUGCUGAAAAGCAAAAAGGGCUUGCUGUGGAAGUGGGAGAAGACUUCAACAUCAAAGUGAUUUUUUCUACUCUCCUAGGAAUCAAGGGAACACAAAAGGACCCUGAAGCAUUGCUUGUCCAGAUUCUGUGUCAUAAAUACCUUAUUGGAGUGUUAGCAUAUUUGACUGAACUGGCAAUUUUUCAGAUUGAGUGAGGCCUUAUGUGGACUAUAAGUUACAGAUUAUAUGCUCUUUUCUUAUUGACUACUUGCCUAAUUGCUGUGCUGAAAGAGACUGCAGGAGAAAUAGGCAUCUAUCUCUUCAUCUGUUUUCCCCACCAUGCCUUUGGAAUUGCCAAGAUGGAAGCGAAGAAGGAUCUAGAAGAACAAAGAAUAUGGUAGUAGAUGAGCCACAGUCAGGUGCCCAUGUUCUAAUCAUGAUGAUCUGGCAUGCCACUCUCAAAAUGCUGAGUUGUUAAUUUCUUGUCAUCUUUAAAUAUGUCUGUAUAGGCUGUGCUUGGUGACUCACACCUGUAAUUCCAGCACUUUGGUAGGCUGAGGUGGAUGGAUCAUUUGAUGUCAGGAGUCUCAAACUAGCCUGGCCAACUUGGUGAAAAUCUCUACUGAAAAUACAAAAAUUAUCUGGGUGUGGUGGUGCAUGCCUAUAAUCCCAGCUACUGGGGUGGCUGAGGCAGGAGAAAUGUUUGAACCCAGGAGACAGAGGCUGCAGUGAGCCAAGAUUGUGCCACUGCACUCCUGCCUGGGCAACAGAGUGAGAUUCUGCCUCAAAAAAUAAAAAAAUAAAUAAAUAUAGUGUUUAUUGUGUUUAAGCGCUUAGGAUUCAAAUGAGAUAUAUCUAAUGGAUAUUUCUGAUUUGGGUCUUUAAAAAUCUUUAAAAAGCAUUUUAGACUUGCAUUCAGAAAGAACUGUCUUCUAAAGACAUUUUCCUAGCCAUUUCCCUGCAGAGAACUGGCAAUCAAAAUAUCCUCAAAAGGGAACUAAAGAUUAAUAUACACAUUGUUUUAGCCAUGAAUAUGCUUCUGUUUUAAAUACAGUUCAACUCCUGUUGCAAUGUUGAAUUAAAUGUUUAUUUUAAAAUGAAGCAAUGUGCUUAUCAAUGUCUCGAUGACAUCUUUUAAUUAAUAUCUCAGUAGUGGAAAUUGGUAGGCUUUUUCUAUUAACACAGGGAGUACAGACUAACAGUAACAUAGAAUCAUACGAAUUACAGAGUUCAAAGCCACCUGUGAGCCUCUUUUGAGGUCAGAGAUUAUUUAACCUUCAUGUCCCAGUUUAGCAUAAUGCUUGGUAAAUAUCUAUAGAUUAAAUCAGUUUUAAUCAAUUCUUUCUUUUUACAGAUGAAAACUCUGAGAUCGAGCAACUUAAGAUACUUGCCCAAGAUGUUUUAUCUAAAUCUCCUUUUUUUACUUACUGAGCAUAAGAU
Messenger RNA from Saimiri boliviensis boliviensis (Bolivian squirrel monkey), 2577 nucleotides. The record is from RefSeq and is a predicted model, not a curated record. Lineage: Eukaryota; Metazoa; Chordata; Mammalia; Primates; Cebidae.